UCCUGUCAGUUGGCAACAGUGACAAAAUUGCAGUGAAACGGGGUGGCGUAGCGGAUUGCGCCCGUUCCCGUUUUUAACAUUUUUCACUAACUACGAGCUUCAUCCGUGACUUAUUUGUGUAAAAUAAUUAUAAGUCGAUAGUGAUAAGUGUUUCGAGUGCGCGACGGAACGCGAUGGACGCCGCAUGAGCUGUGAAUUUGUGCCUAACAAGUUACUGGUAGAUGUUGUUAAUGGCGUCCAGGACAGAAUAAAAUCAAAAUGUUUGUGUGAAAACGUGCAAUAAUCGGAGGAAGCUGCUGUGAUGUGUUUAGUUGCUGAAUGCGCAGACGCGUGGCUGGCGCGGUGAUGGCGGUGGCGGGCGCUCCAUGAGCCGGCUGCUGUGCUGUCUGUGUGCGCGCCCAGCCGACAUGGGCGCCGCGCUCUCGCAUCCUCAGGAGGGCGAGGCGUGCGAAGCCGCCGGCGUGGCUGCCGCUCCUCCUACCAUGGCUGAUGUCAUACGAGAGAGGAAGAAGAAGGCGGCGGGCUCGGGGCUGGGCACGCUGCGGCGCCGCAUCGCCCUCGUGCGGCGACCGCGCGACAAUCGCCCCGAUAGAGGCUGCGAGCACGCGCGCUUCAUCCGCGCGGUGGUGUCGUCGUGGCGGCUGGCGGAGGUGUUCCUGCUGUGCGAGGAGCUGGAGGCGGCGGCGGCGCUGCGCGACCUGGUCACGCAGGCCGAGCUGGCGCGCGAGCCCGCCGGAGCCCUGCACCAGGACCUCGCCCGGGCGCACGCAGACAGAUGGUGGUGUGACGUGGAGCUAGUAGGCGCGGGCUGGUCGAUCCCGGCACAUCGCGCGAUCCUGUCCGCGCGCUGCACUUACUUCCGUGACCUGCUGCAGAGAUACCCGCCGUCAUGUUGCCGCGUCCCCCUAGAGGGAGCCUGCUCAGCACUGUCCCGCGAGGAGUUGGAGGCGGUGGUGCUGGCGCUGUACGCGGGGAACAUCGCGUGCUCCAGGAAUACGCUGUGUCAUCUGUGUGCCAAGUGGGAUCGUGGCGUGAACGCGGACGGAGAUCUCGACAUCAUCAAUGUGGAUAAUAAUGCCACAUGUCGUUCGUGCUCGUGCAACCGCUCCCGCAUGGAUGCCUCCACGCUCCGCCGCCUCGGCGCCCUCCUCGGCUUCACGGCCGACGCCCUGCACCGCGACAUGCGCUAUCUACUGGAAUCAGCCGAGGCGGCCGACGCUCGGCUGGUGUUCCGCCUGGACGCGGGCUGCGGCGCCGCGUACGGCUUCCGCGCGGCCGCAGACCUGCCCUGCCAUAGGAUCGUACUGGCUGCUAGGUCCAGGUUCUUUAGUGUCCCACAGAAGUCGUGGUGGCCUAGUGUGUUAAGCACCAACCUUUCAACCGAGGCGGCCGAUGCUCGGCUGGUGUUCCGGCUGGACGCGGGCUGCGGCGCCGCGUACGGCUUCCGCGCGGCCGCAGACCUGCCCUGCCAUAGGAUCGUGCUGGCUGCCCGGUCCAGGUUCUUUAGGUACUUGCUGGAAUCAGCCGAGGCGGCCGACGCGCGGCUGGUGUUCCGCCUGGACGCGGGCUGCGGCGCCGCGUACGGCUUCCGCGCGGCCGCUGACCUGCCCUGCCAUAGGAUCGUACUGGCUGCUAGGUCCAGGUUCUUUAGGAGCGUGAUGUCUCGUCGCGCGGGCGGCGCGGGCGGCGGCGCGGCGGCGUGGUGCGUGGACGAGAAGGUGCUGCCGCGCCGCUUCGCGCGGGCGCUGCUGCAUGCUGCCUAUACUGAUACUGUGGAUCUAAGUCUGAUAGGUCGUAACUCCACGUCUCCGUCUUCCACCAACAGCACCGCCAGUGGCAACGCAUGGUCGGGAGUAGCUCGCGGCGGCUCGCGUCCCGUCACGGCCGCCAUGCUAGAUGACGCCUUCCAACUGUAUGAAAUCGCCAGGUUCGUAGAGAUGCCAAUCGUAGUGCAAGGCUGCGAGGACGCGAUAGUGGAAGCCCUGACGCCCGACAGCUUGCCGCACGUGCUGCGCUGGGCUGCGCAGCCGCAUGCCUCGCAUUGGGUGCACAGACAAGCGAUGCGGUACCUGCGCGACGAGUUCCCCACGAUCAUGUCGGGCAGCAGCUGCGGCCGCAUCCCCACCAGCGCCCUGUGCGAGGCACUAGCGUCGCCCUUCCUGCAGGCCAGCGAGCCCCAGGCGCUGCGGGCGCUGCUGCGCUGGGCAGCCGCCGCCCGCCCCGACCCGCCCCCGCGAGCCGCCGCCCGCCCCGACCCGCCCCGCGAGGUGGUGUCCGCCCCCUGCCUGCAGGCCAGCGAGCCCCAGGCGCUGCGGGCGCUGCUGCGCUGGGCAGCCGCCGCCCGCCCGACCCGCCCCGCGAGGGGUGUCCGCCCCUGCCUGCAGGCCAGCGAGCCCCAGGCGCUGCGGGCGCUGCUGCGCUGGGCCAGCGAGCCCCAGGCGCUGCGGGCGCUGCUGCGCUGGGCAGCCGCCGCCCGCCCCGACCCGCCCCGCGAGGUGGUGUCCGCCCCCUGCCUGCAGGCCAGCGAGCCCCAGGCGCUGCGGGCGCUGCUGCGCUGGGCAGCCGCCGCCCGCCCCGACCCGCCCCCGCGAGAAUCAGGCCUAGUGUGGGCUCGAGCGCAGUCGGUGGGUCGGCGCGGCGGUCGGCGGCGCGACGCCGGCGACGCCGCACUGCGCGACGCGCUGGCGCCGCUCGCGCCGCUGUUGAGGCUGGAGCACCUGCCGCCUGACCAUGAGCUGUUGCAGCAGGUGGUCCGUCGCGGCAUAGUGGCUAUGGGCGCGGGCGAGGGCGCGGGCACGGCGGCCGCGUGGCUCGGCCGCGGCUCCUACCGCCCGCCCCGCUGCUUCCUGCCUUACUUGGACGAGCUGAAGGUAUGUUGUACUGUCGCGGCAUAUGGCUAUGGGCGCGGGCGAGGGCGCGGGCACGGCGGCCGCGUGGCUCGGCCGCGGCUCCUACCGCCCGCCCCGCUGCUUCCUGCCUUACUUGGACGAGCUGAAGGUAUGUUGUACUGUCGCGGCAUAGUGGCUAUGGGCGCGGGCGAGGGCGCGGGCACGGCGGCCGCGUGGCUCGGCCGCGGCUCUACCGCCCGCCCGCUGCUUCCUGCCUUACUUGGACGAGCUGAAGGUAUGUUGUACUGUCGCGGCAUAGUGGCUAUGGGCGCGGGCGAGGGCGCGGGCACGGCGGCCGCGUGGCUCGGCCGCGGCUCCUACCGCCCGCGCUGCUUCCUGCCUUACUUGGACGAGCUGAAGGUACUGUCGCGGCAUAGUGGCUAUGGGCGCGGGCGAGGGCGCGGGCACGGCGGCCGCGUGGCUCGGCCGCGGCUCCUACCGCCCGCCCCGCUGCUUCCUGCCUUACUUGGACGAGCUGAAGGUAUGUUGUACUGUCGCGGCAUAGUGGCUAUGGGCGCGGGCGAGGGCGCGGGCACGGCGGCCGCGUGGCUCGGCCGCGGCUCCUACCGCCCGCCCCGCUGCUUCCUGCCUUACUUGGACGAGCUGAAGGCAUUACUCGAAGACCAGGCGGUGCCGGAAGCGGAGUUGUCCCGCGCGAGACGCGAGCGCUACCUGCAUCGGAUACCCGACACACUGUAUAUGGUGGCAGCAGCGCGGACAUGCCCCCCGCGCUCGGCCCCCGCGGCGGACACGGGCGGGGCCCGCGCCUGCGUGUCGCCGCGCGUGCUGGCGGCGCUGCGGGCCCGCACCCGCCUGCUCCGCGCCGCGCCCCCCGCCGCGCGGGCCCUCGCGCUGCACGAGGGGGGCAGGGACACUGUGUACAAGCAGGUAUGUACUGCUGGGGCCCGCACCCGCCUGCUCCGCGCCGCGCCCGCCGCGCGGGCCCUCGCGCUGCACGAGGGGGGCAGGGACACUGUGUACAAGCAGGGCCCGCACCCGCCUGCUCCGCGCCGCGCCCCGCCGCGCGGGACCCUCGCGCUGCACGAGGGGGGGGACACUGUGUACAAGCAGGGGCCCGCACCCGCCUGCUCCGCGCCGCGCCCCGCCGCGCGGACCCUCGCGCUGCACGAGGGGCAGGGACACUGUGUACAAGCAGGUAUGUACUACUGCAGGGGCCCACCCGCCUGCUCCGCGCCGCGCCCCGCCGCGCGGACCCUCGCGCUGCACGAGGGGCAGGGACACUGUGUACAAGCAGGGGCCCGCACCCGCCUGCUCCGCGCCGCGCCCCCCGCCGCGCGGGCCCUCGCGCUGCACGAGGGGGGCAGGGACACUGUGUACAAGCAGGUAUGUACUACUGCAGGGGCCCGCACCCGCCUGCUCCGCGCCGCGCCCCCCGCCGCGCGGGCCCUCGCGCUGCACGAGGGGGGCAGGGACACUGUGUACAAGCAGGUAUGUACUACUGCAGGGGCCCGCACCCGCCUGCUCCGCGCCGCGCCCCCCGCCGCGCGGGCCCUCGCGCUGCACGAGGGGGGCAGGGACACUGUGUACAAGCAGAUAGCGUUACGGGCUGUGCGCGAGAUGUCGCUGCCGGACGCGUGCGCAGACCUGCUGCUCGCAGACCUAGACUUAGACAGGGAGAGAGAAGCUGAAGACUGGGAGUCAGUGACGGAGCGCGAGAGACAACCGGACGAUACCGAGCCCGAGCGCUGGCCCGACCAGCCGCUCGACUGCUGCAGGUAA
Helicoverpa armigera (cotton bollworm) is the source of this 4628-nucleotide messenger RNA. RefSeq lists its product as uncharacterized. Gene Ontology annotation, molecular function: protein binding. The record is from RefSeq and is a predicted model, not a curated record. Gene Ontology annotation, biological process: morphogenesis of a branching epithelium. Bases 366 to 4628 code for a protein of 1420 amino acids. The transcript is spliced from 30 exons. Lineage: Eukaryota; Metazoa; Arthropoda; Insecta; Lepidoptera; Noctuidae.